AUGAGCAGCAGCACUAGUCAAGCCUUGAAGGGCAUCAAGAAUAAACAGCGGAGACAGAAAGUCUAUGAAAACAUCAAGAAGCAAAAAGAUAAGGAGCGUCACAAGCUUAGAGCCGAGAGAGCCCAAGAAGAACGGUUGAAUCCAGCACUACGCGAGCAGAGAAUAGCAGAGAAUGUACCCGAGACUAUUGAAUCUAAGCGGGUAUUUGAUGAGACUAUAGCGAGCGAGGUUGAAGGCAGUGACGAAUUUGCACGUUAUUUCGAAAACCUCACCACGGACCCAAAGAUACUACUCACCACCAAUAUCGGAGCCAAGAAAGCAGCGUAUGAGUUUGCAGACAUGUUGAUGGAUUUCUUGCCAAAUACCACAUUCGUUAAACGUAAGCGGGAUUUCAAUAUUCAGGAGAUGGCCAAAUUUUGCUCCAACAGGGAGUACACCACAUUAGUGAUUAUCAAUGAAGACAAGAAAAAAGUCAAUGGGUUGACGAUGAUUAAUCUCCCCGAGGGCCCAACUUUCUAUUUCUCGAUUAGUUCGAUAGUCGAUGGCAAGAGAAUCAAAGGCCACGGUAGAGCCACAGACCACAUUCCGGAACUCGUGCUAAACAACUUCAACACUAGGUUGGGUAAAACCGUGGGGAGGUUGUUCCAGUCGAUCUUCCCGCACAAGCCUGAAUUGCAAGGGCGGCAAGUUAUCACGUUGCAUAACCAAAGAGACUACAUUUUCUUGAGGAGGCACAGGUAUGUAUUCCGGAACGAAGAAAAAGUGGGGCUCCAGGAGUUAGGGCCGCAGUUUACUUUAAAGUUGAGGCGCAUGCAAAAGGGGGUCAGAGGUGAUAUAGUUUGGGAGUUCAAGCCCGACAUGGAGAAGGACAAAAAGAAGUUCUACUUGUGA
Lodderomyces beijingensis is the source of this 891-nucleotide messenger RNA. NCBI's taxonomy places the organism in Eukaryota, Fungi, Ascomycota, Pichiomycetes, Serinales, Debaryomycetaceae. The record is from the annotation of a GenBank genome assembly.